GAAAAAAGAUUAUAGCUUAAGGACAGAAUUUUCUUUUUUUCCUGUAAGUGCCUGAUGGUAAUUGUACAGCCUGGAAGAAGGAACAUACUUUCGUAUUCAGCAUUGGAAGGGCUGCUGCUGCUGCUGCUGUUGCUGCUGUAACUAGGGCUGGAGCUGCAGUGUGUGUCUGUGCAGCACUGCAGAAUCCACACCUAAAGAAGGAAAGACACAUACACUCAUUUGGACAUAUAGGAAGCCUUGGACCGUCACUUGGUAGCGGUUACUGAAUCUAAAUGAAAGAGGAUUGAUUGGAGCCAAGCUUUCCUCCAGGAGCCUAAAGGAAGGCAGUUCGGGAGACAUUUUUGGGACAAGUUACAGAACAAUCUGCAGCUUUGAAGCAUGAGUUCAGAUGCCAACCACGGUGUGAUAACUAGUCCUCCCCCUCCCAGCAUGCCUCACAAGGAGAGAUAUUUUGACCGCAUCAAUGAAAAUGACCCUGAGUACGUAAGGGAGCGGAAUAUGUCUCCUGAUCUGAGACAAGACUUCAAUAUGAUGGAGCAAAGGAAGAGAGUCACUCAGAUUCUACAAAGUCCUGCCUUUCGAGAAGACCUGGAAUGCCUUAUUCAAGAACAGAUGAAGAAAGGCUACAACCCAACUGGAUUGUUAGCAUUACAACAGAUUGCUGAUUACAUCAUGGCGAGCUCUUUUGCGGGUUUUUCUUCAUCUCCACUCAGCCUUGGAAUGGUUACACCUAUCAAUGACCUUCCUGGAGCAGACACCACCUCCUAUAUAAAGGGAGAAAAACUUACUCGUUGUAAGCUUGCAAGCUUGUAUAGGCUUGCUGACUUGUUUGGAUGGGCACACUUGGCAAAUUCAUAUAUCACAGUAAGAAUAAGUAAGGAACAUGACCACAUCAUUAUUAUUCCCAGGGGCCUGUCUUUUUCUGAAGCUACAGCCUCCAACUUGGUGAAGGUAAAUAUAAUAGGAGAAGUAGUUGACCAAGGAAGUACGAAUCUGAGAAUCGACCAUGCGGGAUUCAGUCCCCAUGCUGCUAUCUAUUCUACCCGACCUGAUGUUAAAUGUGUAAUCCAUAUACAUACUCCUGCAACGGCAGCUGUGUCCUCCAUGAAAUGUGGUAUCCUUCCAAUCUCUCAAGAGGCACUGAUCCUAGGUGAUGUUGCUUAUUAUGACUAUCAAGGAUCCCUCGAUGAGCAAGAAGAGAGAAUUCAACUGCAGAAAGUCCUUGGGCCUAGUUGUAAGGUGCUUGUGCUGCGGAACCAUGGUGUAAUAGCACUUGGCGAAACAGUAGAGGAGGCGUUCCAUUAUAUUUUCAAUGUGCAGAUAGCUUGUGAGGUACAGGUCCAUGCAUUAGCAGGUGCAGGUGGAGUGGACAAUCUGGUUCUAUUAGAUCUGCAGAAGUACAAGCCUUUCACUCACUCUCUGGCAGCAGCUGGAGGAGGGGGUGUAAAUAUGAACACCCACCAGAAGUGGAAAGUUGGAGAACUUGAGUUUGAAGGCCUUAUGAGAACACUGGACAACCUGGGUUACAGAACAGGUUAUGCCUAUAGGCAACCUUUGGUCAGAGAAAAACCCAGGCACAAGAGUGAUGUGGAGAUCCCAGCAACUGUGACUGCCUUUUCCUUUGAAGAUGAUUCAGUACCACUCUCACCACUCAAAUUUCUAGCACAAAGACAGCAACGAGAAAAGACAAGAUGGCUGAACUCACCAAAUACAUACAUGAAAGUAAAUGUUCCUGAGGAAUCUUGGAAUGGAGAAACCAGUCCCAGGACUAAAAUCACAUGGAUGAAAGCAGAGGAUUCCUCUAAAGUUAGUGGGGGAACCCCAAUCAAAAUUGAAGAUCCAAACCAGUUUGUUCCUCUGAAUACAAAUCCAAGUGAAGUAUUGGAGAAAAGAAAUAAGAUUCGGGAACAAAACAGGUAUGACUUGAAGACAGCUGGACCACAGUCUCAGUUGCUUGCUGGAAUUGUAAUCGAUAAAAAGCCUAGUUCAACCAUGCCAUUUGAGGAUGAUGAGCAUGCCCCACCAGCCCCACCUAACCCCUUCAGUCAUCUUACGGAAAAAGAGCUGGAAGAAUAUAAAAAGACAAUCGAACGCAAGCAGCAAGGGCUAGAAGAUGCUGAGCAGGAAGUAUUCUCAGAUGACGGUUCAUCCGUUUCCCAAGUUCAGUCUCAAACUCAGUCGCCGCAAAAUGUCCCCGAAACAGUAGAAGAAAAUCAUGAUCUAUUUCCCAAGAACUUCAUCUCCAUGGAGGUACCGGUCGUCGUGGUGAAUGGCAAAGAUGAUAUGCAUGAUGUGGAAGAUGAUCUCUCCAAGCGAGUGAGUCGGUUAACAACAACAUCCACAAUGGAGAGUGUCGAGAUUACCAUUAAGUCUUCCGAGAAAAUUGAAGAAGUUCUGUCCCCUGAAGGCUCUCCUUCUAAAUCACCAUCCAAGAAAAAGAAGAAAUUCCGCACUCCAUCUUUCCUGAAAAAGAACAAAAAAAAGGAGAAAGUUGAAGCAUAAGUACACCCCUUUUAUUUUAAUGUGACACUGCACAUUUAAAGGGCACAUGUACGUUGACCUUUAAUAUACAGUAGUAGAUCAGCAUUAGGGGUGUGCAGCAGAACUGGACUUCAAACUAAGAACAAAACUGGAAACGUGUUAAAAAAAAAUCACUUAAGAACAAAAAAAGCUAAUUCAUCUCUCAUUUUUAUGCACCUAAAAAUCACUUUGAAAUUUCGAAACAUUCACUAGUUUUGCUGAGAUCUGCUCUGGCAGGUGUCUGUCCGUUCAAUAUAUCUUAGCCACGUCUUUACCUGAAAUAUGCAGUCCUGCUUAGUGUUGGUCUGAAAAAGUCUGUCAAAUGAUCUAAUGAAUUUUUUUAAAACUGCUGCCUCCCUUGGUAAAUCAGAUUAUACUUUUUUUAAUUGAACUUUCUGACCACAGCCUUUGCUUCUACACCCUGUUAUUUCAGUGGGUGGAUAUUAACAGCACACUUUUAAAUCUUCUAAAAUAAGAUCAUGCAAGAUGAGUAUACACUGGCACAUAAUAGAUAAAAAAAAAGUUUAUUUGGAGUUUUACACAUUUUUGUAAAAUUUCCUCAUCUGAAGUAACUUUUUUUGCCAAAUGUUUCAUUUUAGUAAAGUAUAAUUUUUGAAAACUUCCUUUUUUAUUAGUUAGAAAACCCCUUAUUUUUUGAUCAAGGGGGAUUUUGUAUACACAUAACAUGGAUAGCUUAGUUUAACUCUGGCAAAACCAAUUUUGUAUGUUGAAGUAUUUGUAUACCAUUCAGUGUAAAGUGCUAUAGGCAUUUAAACUGAUCAUUAACCAUAGAGCAGAUUUGAUGGUGAGUGAGACUGAGUAUACUCUGAUGUGAUUCAAGAAUCAAAGCUCAGUACUAAAGGAUGUCAUGUACAAUGAAACUGGAUGUGUGCUUAAAUAUCAAUAAGUAUUGUCUUUGGUUUUGCUGAUAAGAAAAGGAAUAAAUCUCAAAAGAUGACUUAAAGGUAGGAAAAAAAUUGCUUAAGGGAAAAAUGAAAUGGCAAGGAAAAUCAAGCAGACCAAAAAAAUACUGGUUUGGGAAAGAUUUUUAUUCACUGUGCAUUGUGAUAUCUUCAAUCAGUUUAAAAAUCCAUGAAUCCUUGUAUUUUUAAAUUUCUCGGUGCAGGGCAACUUUCUUCUAGUUUGCAUUUGAAAUUUUAACAGGUCAGAUAGGUUUGGGUAGCUGUUGAAGCGAAACCAGAAUAAAUCAGGGUGUUAAGUGCCGCAAGGGUUAAGGCUUCCAUUUCUUCAUUUUACUACAUCUUUUUAGUUUGGUUUUUUUUUCUGUCAUUAAGUACAAAUUUAAACCCAACAUUGACGUAGUAUUUUUUUUCCCCUCUCUCAAAAUUGGACCUCAUCAUUGUCCACAAUAGCCAAUCGGUGAAAGAUCAGCGUGACCCCUAAAUCACCAGUGAGAAGAACAAUACAAAGUAUUUCUGGAGGGUGGGUUGGCAUGUAAAUGAUAUUGAUUAUGACAUGUUAUGGGGCUGGUUCAGUUUGACUGUGAACGUGUAAAAAUGCGAAGUUGACAUGGAUUCUGGAGAAGACAUUUUAGAGCUCACUACUGGAAUCUUGUGUUCUAAAUCGUAGUGGAAACUUUCAGUUGCUUAACUUAGUCUUUUUUAAGUUCUACAUCAUUUGUAUUGUAUUACAACAUAUGUAGAAACAGUAACCUGUGAACUAUGCUUUUCAUAACUUUUUUUAAAAAAAUAUAUCUAAAUGAAUGCAAUGUGCAUAAAUAUUUUUUAAAUGCAACCGUGAACUAUUUGCACCUUUUGCUAAUGCCUCUAUUUACUUGCUUUGGCAUAAAGAAUGAGCCAACCAACUCUGUGUCCUGUGGAAAAAUAUAUAAAUGUUUUCUGAAGUUGCUCAUAGAUGUAAUGCUAAUUAAUGUUAAAUCACAAAUAAACAGUAUUUUAAGUAGA
Molecule: messenger RNA, 4445 nt
Organism: Tachyglossus aculeatus (Australian echidna)
Lineage: Eukaryota; Metazoa; Chordata; Mammalia; Monotremata; Tachyglossidae
Gene: ADD3
Product: adducin 3
Exons: 16
Coding region: 379-2502 (707 amino acids)
Biological process (GO): barbed-end actin filament capping
Cellular component (GO): plasma membrane; cytoskeleton; postsynaptic density
Molecular function (GO): actin filament binding
Source: RefSeq, a predicted model, not a curated record